This is a messenger RNA of Emericellopsis cladophorae, 1509 nucleotides long. Its product is annotated as putative transporter -like protein. Gene Ontology annotation, cellular component: membrane. The record is from RefSeq and is a predicted model, not a curated record. Lineage: Eukaryota; Fungi; Ascomycota; Sordariomycetes; Hypocreales; Bionectriaceae. Gene Ontology annotation, biological process: transmembrane transport. Gene Ontology annotation, molecular function: transmembrane transporter activity. Bases 1 to 1509 code for a protein of 502 amino acids. The transcript has 2 exons.
AUGUCCGUCGACCACUCCGCCAAUGUCGACACGGACAGCACCAUGGCUGCGCCCAAGAAGGACAUGGACCUUGAUGGCAGCACGCCUCCCGACCUGCGCGACGACAUUGACAAUGCCAUUGACCCUGUGGCCGAGCGCAAGCUCAUCCGCAAGCUGGACCUGUGGAUCGUGCCGCCCGUCAUGCUGCUCUACCUGCUCAGCUUUCUCGACCGCGUCAACAUUGGCAACGCGCGCCUGUACGGCAUGGAGGAGGACCUCGGCCUCGUGGGCGACCAGUACCAGAUCGCCGUCUCUGUCCUGUUCGUCACGUACCUUUUGUCGGAGCUGCCGUCCAACCUGGUCAUCAAAAAGUUCACGCCGUCGCGCUGGAUCGCCUUUAUCACGACGUCAUGGGGCAUUGUGGCGACGCUGACGGGCGUCACGCAAAACUUUGCGGGAUUGGUCGCGUGUCGCCUCAUCUUGGGCGCGCUCGAGGGUGGUCUGUUCCCCGGCUUGACCAUCUACCUGACCAUGUUCUACACCAAGCGUGAGCUCGCUCUGCGGAUUGGGUACCUGUUCGUCUCGGCGGCCAUUGCCGGGUCCAUGGGCGGUCUGCUGGCCUACGGCAUCGGCUUCAUGGAUGGCGUCGCCGGUCUCCGCGGCUGGCGCUGGAUCAUCAUCAUCGAGGGUCUGCCCACGACGAUCCUUGGCAUCGCGGUCCUGUGGUGGCUGGCAGACGCGCCCGGCUCGGCCAAGUAUCUCUCGUCCGAGGACAAGGCGCUCAUCGACCUACGCAUGCGACGCCAGGUCGGCCAUACAAAGUCCUCCGACCUCAUGCACAAGGAGGAUGUGUACGCCGGACUCAAAGACUGGAAGAUCUGGCUCAUGUGCUUUGGCCAGUUUGGCGCCGACAUCAUUCUCUACGGCUACUCCACCUUCCUGCCCACCAUCAUCGACGGCCUCGGCGACUGGAGCAGGGCGCAGGUCCAGGCGUUGACGAUCCCCUGCUAUGCCCUUGGCGCCAUAAGCUACCUCGUGGUCGCGUAUCUCUCUGACAAAACGCAGAAGCGAGCCGUGUUUGCCGUGGGAUUUGGCCUGGUGGGCGCCGUGGGAUAUGCCAUCUUGGUCAGCCCUGCAGGAGGAAACGUCAAGUACUUUGGCUGCUUCCUCGUCGCCGCUGGUCUGUACGUGAUCGUUGGCAUCCCGCUGGCCUGGCUGCCCAGCAACAACCCUCGCUACGGCAAGAGAACCGUGGCCACUGGUCUUCAGCUGACCAUUGGCAACGCUGCCGGUAUCCCUGCCCCCUUUCUGUACCGCAACGACCAAGGCCCGCGUUUCAUCACCGGCCACGCCGUCUCCAUGGGCUUCAUCGCCAUCGCCGCGGCCGUCUAUCUUCUCAUGUGGUGGUGGUUCCGUCGCCAGAACCAGCGCAAGAUGAAUGGCGAGGAGGAUCACAAGGUGGUUGGUAUGACGGAGGAGGAGAUUGAAGAGCUAGGCGAGCAUAACCCCAGGUUUCGAUACACGUACUAG